CGCGCCGAGGAGGUGGUGUCCUUCGAGGAGUACAGCCGACCGCUGCUGGACUCGGUGGCCGCGCUGCCGCCCGGAGAAAUGGCGGUGCUCGUCGGCCACAGCUUCGGCGGGCAGAGCCUCGCCCAGGCCAUGGAGAGGUACCCGGAUAAGGUCGCCGUCGCCGUCGCCGUCUUCGUCUCGGCCGCCAUGCCCGCCGCCGGGAAGCCCAUGACGCUCGUCUUCGAACAGUUUUCCCAAGAAACGGGACCAGAUUUCUACAUAGACCGCACAUUGGGAACCAGCGGCGAUCCCCAGCAUCCGGUAGAGUCAUUUCUGCUCGGACCACAGUACUUGGCACAGAGAUUGUAUCAGCUCAGCCCUCAUGAGGACCUGACCCUGGCAAUGGCGAUGGUGAGGCCACGGCGGCGGACCCUGAACGACGCGACGAUGAAGGGGAACGUGCUGACGGCAGAGCAGUACGGCGCAGUGAGGCGCGUGUGCGUGGUCGCCGAGGACGACGCGUCGUGGUCGGCCGAGUUCCAGCGGCGGGUGGCCUCGUGGAACCCCGGCGCGGAGGUGAGGGUGUUGCAGGGAACUGAUCAUAUGCCAAUGUUCUCGACGCCAAGGGAGCUCUCAAAGCUACUCAUGGAGAUAGCCAACAAGUACUCUUGA
This is a messenger RNA of Phragmites australis (common reed), 651 nucleotides long. Its product is annotated as probable esterase PIR7A. Gene Ontology annotation, molecular function: methyl indole-3-acetate esterase activity; methyl jasmonate esterase activity; methyl salicylate esterase activity. The annotation marks the transcript as partial. The transcript is spliced from 3 exons. NCBI's taxonomy places the organism in Eukaryota, Viridiplantae, Streptophyta, Magnoliopsida, Poales, Poaceae. Gene Ontology annotation, biological process: jasmonic acid metabolic process; salicylic acid metabolic process. The record is from RefSeq and is a predicted model, not a curated record.